CCGGAAGUCCCUGCAUUGCUACUGCCUUGAGACAGUAUCAGCGCAUAAUCUGUAUUGUUUCCGUCCAGCUUCCGCCUUGAUACAAACACAGCAAUGGAGGGCUUAGGAGUGAAAGAUCUCUGCACUCGGGUUAUGUUUCUUCUGAUCAGUUUAUACAUGGUCUGGGGCUUCCAAACCAGCGCCCCUACUCCAGCACCUAUCAGCACACCUUGCAGUGUUUUCUCUGGGAAGUCCUGUGAAGAAUGCCUUAGAAAUGUUUCGUGCCUCUGGUGUAUCACUAAUAACACAUGUCUGGAGUACCCGGUGAGAACCAUUCUGCCGCCGUCCUCUAUCUGUGCCAUGUCAGAUGCCAGAUGGGGUGCUUGCUGGAUAAACUUUGAAGCAUUGAUCAUCGCGAUGUCCGUGAUACUGGGAGUGAUCCUGCUGACCAUUACCCUCUGCUGCUGUUACUGUUGUUACUGCCGGAAAAGUUCAAGCUCAAGAUUUGAUGCUGAAGAAGAAAAUCUAAUUCGGGAACGUGAAAAGAGACAGCAGGAGUCCCUGCAGAGGAAAGUUGAAAGGACUAUAAAACACAAUGAGAUUCGGAAGAAAUACGGUCUCCUGCAAGAUACGGAUCAUCCCUACAGCAAAUACGAAAAUGAAUAAUUGGGGUCCGUGGAAUACCUCACUGUCUCUCCACUAAAGCAUGAACACACAUUUCUUUCUGUAAACCAGAUGUUUGGGUUUAACGAGUCACUUUUUUUUUUUCUCCUUUUUUGUCUUAAACCAUUAUUUCACAUGUAUGCAGUCAUAUUAACAUAACUCAAAGGUUGGUGUUUUUGGUUGAACAUUUUUUUAAUAUCUUGAGUCUAAGAAGUACCACCGAUUAAAAUGUAGACAUAAAAACA
Molecule: messenger RNA, 887 nt
Organism: Spea bombifrons (plains spadefoot toad)
Lineage: Eukaryota; Metazoa; Chordata; Amphibia; Anura; Pelobatidae
Product: pituitary tumor-transforming gene 1 protein-interacting protein-like
Exons: 7
Coding region: 94-645 (183 amino acids)
Biological process (GO): protein import into nucleus
Cellular component (GO): nucleus; cytoplasm
Source: RefSeq, a predicted model, not a curated record